Messenger RNA from Limulus polyphemus (Atlantic horseshoe crab), 3061 nucleotides. Its product is annotated as potassium/sodium hyperpolarization-activated cyclic nucleotide-gated channel 2-like. Bases 1 to 2268 code for a protein of 755 amino acids. Gene Ontology annotation, cellular component: membrane. NCBI's taxonomy places the organism in Eukaryota, Metazoa, Arthropoda, Merostomata, Xiphosura, Limulidae. The transcript is spliced from 9 exons. The record is from RefSeq and is a predicted model, not a curated record. Gene Ontology annotation, biological process: potassium ion transport; transmembrane transport. Gene Ontology annotation, molecular function: voltage-gated potassium channel activity.
AUGGACGCAAGCCCUAGUAUCAAGGCUCGAAGAGGAGAACGGGUUCCAAGUCUGAGACUGGCGAAUGGCCGUGUUAGCCACGGGACUCCUUCACAGGAGGAGAUCCGUUUUUCCCCUCGAAGUCUUAACAAGGAAGACUCCGUCAAAAUCAGUAUCGAAAACACCAACACUUGCACGGACUCUCUCGUGACGGCUGCUGACGAAGAGGGUCUUAUUCGUGACCACAUUAUCUCAGACGUAAACUACAAAGACAGCCGUCCCGUUAUUAACGCUUCACCCCGCGAGGUGGCCGGGGAAAGAGAUGAUGUUAGUCUUUAUGGGACUCCCAAGGAAGAAGUGGGCCCUGUGCUUGUCGAUGCGAAAUCCUCAUUUAUGCGGUUACAGCUGGAGUCUUUAUUCCAACCAUCUGAUAAUAAGCUAGCUAUGAAACUCUUUGGCAGCAAGAAGGCUCUAAUGAAAGAGAGAAUUCGACAAAAAGCCGCAGGACACUGGGUUAUUCAUCCCUGUUCUAAGUUCAGAUUCUACUGGGACCUGUGUAUGCUGUUCUUCCUGGUUGCCAACCUAAUUGUCCUACCAGUGGCUAUUUCUUUUUUCAAUGAUGACCUGUCUGCUCGAUGGAUUGCCUUUAACUGUCUUUCAGACACAAUUUUUCUUUUAGAUAUCGUUGUCAAUUUUAGAACAGGAAUAAUGAACCAUGACAAUUCGGAGCAAAUUAUUUUAGAUCCGAAACUCAUUGCUAAAUACUACAUCCGGACCUGGUUUUUCCUGGAUUUGAUUAGUUCCAUCCCCUUGGAUUACAUAUUCCUCAUCUUUAACAAGGACUACAGUGACAACUUUCAACUCCUGCAUGCUGGCCGAGCUUUGAGAAUUCUGCGGUUAGCCAAAAUGUUGAGUUUACUGAGACUGUUACGUGUGUCAAGAUUGGUGCGUUACGUCAGCCAAUGGGAAGAGGUUUACCGGGGCUACCAGUUAGAGCGCUUGUUGCACACUUGGAGAGACCAUGGAAGAAAAGGGGAACAGAUGACUAAGUUCUUAAACAUGGCGAAUAUGUUCAUGAAAAUUUUCAACUUGAUAUGCAUGAUGCUGCUAAUUGGCCACUGGAGCGGCUGUCUCCAGUUCUUAGUUCCCAUGCUCCAAGGAUACCCUCCUAGCUCCUGGGUUUCUAUAAAUGAACUCCAGGACGUAGUUUGGUUUGAACAAUAUUCCUGGGCCUUAUUCAAAGCCAUGUCUCACAUGUUAUGCAUUGGUUAUGGGCGAUUUCCGCCACAGAAUCUGACGGAUAUGUGGCUAACACUACUAAGCAUGAUUAGUGGCGCCACCUGUUAUGCUUUAUUUCUUGGUCAUACUACGAAUCUCAUUCAGACAUUGGAUUCGUCUAGACGUCAGUACAGAGAAAAGGUGAAACAGGUGGAAGAAUACAUGGCUUACCGUAAACUGCCUCGCGACUUACGACAGCGAAUUACGGACUACUUUGAGCACCGCUACCAAGGAAAGUAUUACGACGAAGAUGUUAUUCUUGGAGAGUUGUCUGAAAGAUUACGAGAGGAUGUGAUCAAUUACAACUGUCGUGAAUUGGUAGCAUCUGUUCCGUUCUUUUCCAACGCUGACCAGAACUUUGUUAACGAUGUGGUAACGAAACUGCACUACGAAGUUUUCCAGCCCAGCGAUAUUAUCAUCAAAGAAGGGACUCUGGGUAGCAAGAUGUAUUUUAUACAAGAAGGGAUUGUCGAUAUUGUCAUGUCCAAUGGCGAGGUGGCUACAAGUCUGUCUGACGGAUCGUAUUUCGGAGAAAUUUGUCUACUAACCAACACUAGACGAGUAGCCAGUGUCCGAGCAGAAACGUAUUGUCACUUGUUCUCCCUGUCUGUGGGACACUUCAAUGCUGUCCUGGACAUGUUUCCCGUGAUGCGGCGGACUAUGGAAUCCGUUGCAGCUGAAAGACUCAAUAAAAUUGGGAAAAAUCCGAAUAUUGUCAGUCAACGGGAGGACUUGCAAAACGACCUGAAGACCUUCAAUGCUAUCCUCCUUUCUGCGCAAACUCCAGAAAGCGACGAAUUCGCUCAGGAUGAACACAAAGUUAGUCUUGGAAAGCAUGACCGAUCUAUUGCUGCAGCUUUGAAAUGUACAAUUCCGCGACCUAAGUCCGAAAGCUGUUUCCCCCGAAUUGAUUUUGGACGAACCGAAUCUCAAACAAUCCACCGUUCGGAAACAUUCUACCAAUCUCCUAGCAGGCCUAGCACUCCUGUAGAUUUGAAUAAGUGCUCAUGAAAAUAAAUUUUUUAACAAAAUAUCGGCAUCAUUUUACGAUAUGUUCGUGUCGCUUAUAAAUAGAAUUACAGUAUUAUUUCUACAGAAAUUGAGGAAAAAUCUUCACACAAGUCAGGAUUAAAAAAGCUGAGAGUAAUGAAAUACAGGUAUACAUAAACUAGUCUUUUUUUUUCGGGAACAGGCUGACGCAGACAUUAAUAUCCUUUCUUUAUCUAGCCUCAGCUUGAACUGGUUUUAUAUCUUUGUGUGCUUCCGUUAAAGAAACGCCUCAACAAAUGUUGGCGGGCUUUGGAAAUUAAUGAUAUAAACAAACAAAAAAAAAUGUGAUGACUAUAGAAGUGAGCUAUCGAGGAUUUUCUAACGAUAAAUCUAACUCUACGAUACAUUUAAAAGUGGAGAGACUAACGGUAUAUAUCAUAUAGUCUCUAACAGUACAUAAUAAAGUAGGCUUACCAUAUUGAUCUGAAGAAAUGAGACCUUACUAGCCGAUUAGUUUCUAGAAUGUGAUUUAUAGAAAACUGUUUUUUGUUCGUUGGCUUUUCAAACACGUUGUAAGCAAAAAAAAACAAAAACAAAUUAAAUGUUUCCUGAAAGUGAUAAUCUUUACCCACUCCCUAUAUAAUGAGAGAAACGUGUAAGGAUUAAAUUGUGGACGUUUUCUAUUAGCGAUAUUUACACAUAAGGAUUGUGGAGUUAGAACUUCUAGAAGGUAACCACAUAUAUAAUCUUUAAUGCCUCAAAACUCAAGCUAGGAGUCAGUGUCUCCCUGCUCGUCUAGUUGUCUAACCCUUAC